Messenger RNA from Fonsecaea multimorphosa CBS 102226, 1377 nucleotides. RefSeq lists its product as uncharacterized. Lineage: Eukaryota; Fungi; Ascomycota; Eurotiomycetes; Chaetothyriales; Herpotrichiellaceae. The transcript has a single exon. Bases 1 to 1377 code for a protein of 458 amino acids. The record is from RefSeq and is a predicted model, not a curated record.
AUGUUUCUUCCACCUAUACUUUGCUCUCUUUUCCUGUCACUUGCUGCAGCCGGAAACCACAGCGCCCAACUCUUCACACGCCAAGAGUUAUGCAACUCUGCCGACCAACCGGUCAAAGCAUGCGGAGCGGCAGACCUGACAACAGCUAACUGGGCGUCGUUCAAGAUCGAUGACUUUUUGUCUACCUUUGUCCAAACAUUCGGCGCUGGGACCAGCACCACUCUUGGCUUCCCCGGAUAUUUCGUUCAACAGAACCUCUUGGAUGGCGAACAGUUCCUCUUUGAUUGCUCAAUUAUCGGUUCCGGUGCAGGGUCCGAUUUGUGCAAACAUCCAACCGGGGUGAAACCAAAUCUAGGGACCGACUGCGCCUUCAAAGACAUUCCCAACGUCGGCCUCUCGCCGUGCGGCAACUACAUAACGCCUCAGGCAGGAUUCGUAGUGGAGAACUUCAUUCGAUUCCACCAAGGAGUGUCGAAUAACUUCCUGGCCAUUGAAGAUGCCGGAAAUGCCAUUCUGCAAUCCAGCUUCAUCAAUGAUGUCGUUGACGGGCUCUCCGAGGAGCAAGGCAAUAUCCUGGAAGCCGUGUUCGAGGCGAUUGCGGGAUUUGUUCUUGGAAUCCUACCCUUUGGAAGGGCCUUCACACUUGGAGUUAAGCUUUUCAAAAACCUUGACCGAAUAUACGCUCUGGCUGGAGACGAUAAGGCCCUAAGCGGACCAUUGGACGUGAUUCGCACGAUUGAAGCGAACGAGGCAAUCCAAGAUCUGGCGGAGCGAACCAAGGACCAGCUACGACGACAAGUCCAAGAGAUCGUUGACAGUUCGCAGAGGCGCAUGUCGGAGUCGGUCGAUAUCGUCUUCGGUACAGGACCGAAGUCGGCGGCAGGCCAGGUCGGAAUUGACGCACAGGACAACUUCGCGUUCAACCUGGCCCAGAGUGGAGGUUUCUUGGACGCCGUUCCAUCUCGCGAGGAGCUUGCUGCAACCAUGGAGACGAACCUGAAGAACUGGAUUGUGAGCUCCACAAUGACCGGCAUGGACUGGAACAUCGUGCUCGACCCUACUCGAUUGGAAGAUGACCCGGCCGACGUUGGGGGUGUUUGCCGGAAAGCAAUGAAAGGUGUUCCAUUUAUCCUUGGCACUCAAUGUGCCGAGUUUCGCAGAGGAGGAUUCGAUAGCCCCAAGCCCGAGAAUCCUGCUGUGCUGGAGUCGUUGAUCGAUGUUUCAGAGGCUAUACGCAAUGCAGAGGAAUGCAACGGAAGAAGUCCGAACUGGCAAUCCGUUGUCGACGGAACCGACGACUCCACGACCUCACUGCCACGAUGCUUAUAUACCUUUCCCGUUAUAAGUAUCGCCGAUAGAGUGUCCGACGGCGUUUGA